UAUAUAUAAACCUUGAAUUUAAAAAACCACCAGUGACAAGAAAUGUAGUUAUUCCACUGCAACGAUCCUCACCAUGACUCUUAACACUUCUUCCGUACUAAAACUGAGCUCUUACGAUUAUGUUAUAUUUGUAGGUACUUUGGUGUUUAGUACUUUGAUUGGAAUUUAUUAUGGGUGCUUCGGGACUAAGCAGGCAACCAUAAAAGAAUAUCUUCUGGGAGGCAAGAACAUGAAAAUUCUUCCUAUAGCAGUGUCAGUAGCAGUAAGCCAUAUUUCAGGAACGCUGUUAAUAGGGACCGUUGCAGAUGUCUACCGAUACGGUGGCAGCGUUUGGUUAUAUGUAGGAUCAUUUGUAGCUAUGGGUGUUCUCGCUACGUUUGUGUACCUUCCAGUGUUCUAUAAACUGCAAGUGGCCAACAUGUACGAAUAUUUGGAAAAAAGAUUCGACAAAAAAAUCAAAAUGUUUGCUUUAAUUUUGUACCUGCUAUGUGAAAUUUUUAUAUUUCCGAUUCUGGCUUACACUCCAUCUUUAACAUUUGCCACUGCUAGUGGAUUUAACCCUAGUUUGUGUGCCUUUUUCUUGUGUGUUGUUUGCGUUUUCUACACUUCGAUAGGAGGUUUGAAAACGGUGGUGUGGACGGAUUUCCUUCAGUUUGGAAUAAUAGCGGUGUCUCUUAUCACCCUGUAUAUAAUUGGUCUAAAUACAACAGGAGGAUUCUUAUCUGUUUGGAACACGGCAGCGGAGGGUCAAAGACUUGAAAUUUUUAAUUUUCAGCUCGAUCUUACAGCAAGAGAUGGCUUCUGGGGAUACAUUAUAGGAGGUGCACCAACAACUACUGCACUAAUCAUCAUACACCAAACAGGACUUCAAAAGUUCCUCAGUUUAUCAAACUACAAAGAUGGUGCAUGGUCGGUCCUACACACUGUAAUCAGUAUGUCUUUAGUACAUACUUUCUGUGUUUUCAUUGGUCUGGUAGCCUAUUCUAAGUACAAAGACUGUGAUCCUUUGACUAGUCACUUGAUAUCAAAACAUGACCAACUUUUCCCAUUAUUUGUAACAGAGAUUGGUGGACAUCUCCCCGGAAUCCCCGGUCUCUUUAUAGCAGCUAUUUGCAGUGCAGCUCUCAGUUCCAUGUCGUCAAAUUUGAACGCUCUAUCUGGUGUUAUGUACAAUGACGUCGUAUGCGAAUUUCUAAAGAAGAAGCCAUCGGAUAAAAAAGCGACAAAUAUUUUGAAAUUAAUAGUUUUGAUUGUUGGACUUUUGUGCAGUUGUUUAGUGUUUGUGAUCCAAGGAAUGGGAGAGGUGUUCUCGGUGUCUUUAACCAUAUGGGGGAUCACGCAAGGACCUAUACUUGGAGCUUUCACGCUAGGAGUUCUCUUUCCGAAAGCAAACCAACAAGGGGCCUUGUAUGGUAUGAUUUUGGGUUGUAUUUCGGUUGCUUGUAUAGCAAUUCCUGCCAAAUACUACCAAACGAAAGGUCUGCUCAGUUAUCCAACGAAACCCCUUUCUACUAAUGGUUGUAGUUUUUUUAACGCUUCCAACUUUGUCUCUACGAAUAAAACUAUUUCAAGUCAGUUUCAACCUAGCGUCAUUUUCAAAACCUCGUUCUAUUUUUACGCUGUAAUUGGAGUUACCGUCACUGUAAUCGUUGGUUUAGUUGUUAGCUUCUUCACGAAAAGCGGCUCUUCGGUUCAUAAAAAUUUUCUGAGUCCAGUGAUCCACUCUUGCUUGAAAGAAUCAGUUGAAAAUCAAGAGUACGCUGAUGCGGAGACAACUUUAGAACUCCUUCAGAAACAAUAAGACAAUUUUGAACAUGGUUAAACUUCCUCUGGUUAUACCGGGUGGAUUAACUCUUCAGUACUUUAUGUACGGGGCUUUCGGGAGUCCCAAAAAAAAUAAUAAAAAAACGUAUAG
Molecule: messenger RNA, 1915 nt
Organism: Zophobas morio
Lineage: Eukaryota; Metazoa; Arthropoda; Insecta; Coleoptera; Tenebrionidae
Product: sodium-coupled monocarboxylate transporter 2-like
Exons: 7
Coding region: 74-1801 (575 amino acids)
Biological process (GO): sodium ion transport; transmembrane transport
Cellular component (GO): membrane
Molecular function (GO): symporter activity
Source: RefSeq, a predicted model, not a curated record